This is a messenger RNA of Coregonus sp. 'balchen', 10385 nucleotides long. NCBI's taxonomy places the organism in Eukaryota, Metazoa, Chordata, Actinopteri, Salmoniformes, Salmonidae. The record is from the annotation of a GenBank genome assembly.
UGUGACCGAGGUAACCUAUAUGGUGCCCUCUGCUCCUCACAUAUUCUAUUCAGCUGUGUACCGGCCUACCCUGUCCUCACCUUAAUCUUGUGGAGUGACUUCUCCUCAUCUCCUCCUAUAGUCUGGGUCCACACGGUCAUGCCCGUCUUAUUGUAGGUUAGACUCCAGCCCUCCUCGCUCCCGCACUCCUCCUUGAAGCUGCUGAAUGCCCGGUCAUCCGGGAUCAACACCGACUCCACCGACAUGACCUGUUACCGGGGAGAGCGAGCUCGCUCUUCUGCAGUUCACUGGGAAGAACAACGAUGGGACCAAACCGAGGUAGAAAAACUCCCGAUGGCGGAGAGACCCGAAGCAGACUGGGACGAACGGGCGCCGGUGAGGAGUGACUAAGCUAAACGACACACACCUCUAUCCUCUGAGUGAAUUUUUCCUACAAUGUAAUUUCUUUUAUCACACACAUUGAAAACGCAACCUGCAAAACCGCUCUUGAGAUGAUGUGUGUUUAGAAAGGGGAGUUGCGCGGGAUCACCGAAACUGUACAAACACUAAGCACGCACAAAAACACCGGUAUAAAAAAAAAAAUAAAAAAAAAAAAUCUGCCGUUUUCAUAGAAACUACACAGUCACGUGAUUGGAAGCUUUCCGGCGUUUAUCUUAUAACAUUAUUGACCCUCUGGCGUGAAUCAAUUUCAGUACAAUAUGGUCCGCAGCAGCUAUUUCAGGGAGCCAUAUGUUUUCGCUGUCUCACCGCGACUCGGCUGGAGAUGAAAGGCUGACAAGUCGGAUGGUUAUGAUCAAUUGUUGCGCGUUUACAUUUCAGUUCCUCUGCGUCGCCGUGUGCCCACCUAUGGUCCCUCGACGUCGUCGGAGGUUGAUGGUGCAGUGUGGAAAAUAGAGGAAAGCGUUGGAGACGCACAGAGAAUUAAUAAAAUAUUGACAAUGUGAAAAUAUAACCGCCCACUCGGCUACGUACACGCACGCACGUCCCUGUAUCAGGAACCAGAUAUCAGCAGCGCGCCUGGUCCUAUAGGCUGACGUGUACUCUACUCCCUACCUCCACACUUUUUUUUUUCCUGUUGUCCGUUUAUUUUCUUGCUAUUUUUCUAUCAAUUUCAACAACAUAACCAUUACUGCGGGAGAUAGCUAUUGGGAGGAUGCCUUUAGGCUACAUUAGAAACGUCAAACAAGACCUGUAGCCUACACUCACCUAUGGCUGCGAAGCACUCCUGGCAACAGUGGCACUGCUCUAGAUUCCCUCUGGGACAGACUCUGACCCAACACAGCUGUACACACACACACACACCUGCCCAAGAACAAAACCAUGACUUUGGUUUGAUCCAAGUUUAUUCCUGUUAUCCAUCCCUGUUUGAUUAAGAUGAGAAGAGAAAAUAGAGGGCAGGAGCAGGGACCGACCUAUUUUGGUGUUGGCAUAAUAUAAAGGGAUGGAAGUUAAGAUAGCUCGCUAGCCCGAAGCUAGUGCUUUUCAGACUGGGCUAGUAGAAAAUGUACUUGUCCAGUGGCCAGUAAAAUUGUGCAUGGCACGGAUUUUGGACCAGAACGUUACCCUGGCUAGUACAAAUCACAGUCUACUAGCACGGCUGGCCAGUGGCCAAAAUCCUUAGAGGGAAAUCCACUCAAAUACUAUCUUUCAAAAAGGGUUUUGGGCACUGGCCAGCCGGGCUAGUAGACUGUGAUUUUUACUAGCCAGGGUAACAUUCUGGUCCAAAAUCUGUGCCAUGCACAAUUUCACUGGCCACCGGGCAAGUUUGGUAACUUUUCUACUAGCCCAGUCUGAAAAGUACUAGCUUCGGGCUAGCUUAACUUCCAUUAACAGGCUAGUUUAACUUCCAUUAACAGGCUAGCUUAACUUCCAUUAACAGAUUAGCUUAAAUUCCAUUAACAGGCUAGCUUAACUUCCAUUCACGGUCUAGUUUAACUAACUUAACUUGCUGUAUAUUAUAUCUAUAUAGAUAUCUACAGUAGAUAUAUAGCAUAUCUAUAUUGCCUGGAGUAAGUGAACUCGGCAGUCGUGCAAGUGGAGCCUGCUGAGCUGCAAAGAAUUCCAGUAAGUCUAAAACUGCUCUUUCUGGUUCGUCCCCAUUGUUUAAGUGAAAAAGAGACAAUUUAUGGCAUUUUUUUGCAGUCGGGCAAGUUGAGCCUGCUCUGAGAAUUUUGUAACAACCAAAAUACAAAGAAUUCCUGUACUGAUCUUUCUGAUUCCCCCCUCAUGUGUACAUUCUUAGAAACAACGAUUCCAAAAGGGUUCUUCGGGCUGUCCCCAUAGGAUAACCCCCUUUUGAUUCCACGUAGAACCCUUUUUGGUUCCAGGUAGAACUCUUUUUGGUUCCAGGUAGAACUCUUAUGGAUUCCAUGUAGGAUAUAACCAUUUUUUCUAAGAUUGUAGCUGAAAGGCAGACACUAUAUGGCACUUCUGCAUGUAAAUAGUUGAUUUACAUUUGCGCCUGCAUUCUCAGAGCAAGCUCAACUUGCCCGACUGCAAAAAAAUGCCAUAAAUGAUGAUACUCUUUGGGCAACCCCAAAAUAGUCCUGACUGCCUUUAAGACAUUAAAUGUCAAUCCCUGACAAGAAAUAAACAUCUCCAUUGGGAUGAUAUGCCAUCUGUCUCUGAUACUGUAUGUCUGAAUAAGUCCCUUAUUCUGGAGUCUGAUAUAUCAGGCCUGGGUAGGCUACAGUUUUAAAGACUGUAUAUUUAUUAGUCUGGGAACAGAACAGAGUUCAAUUCAGAAGUGGAGAGGCAUUAAGGUAAUAGUGACAUGUUUCCUCUUGGCUUUGAGUUAUGGUUCUGUGUUUGGAGGUGUGUGUGUGUGUGUGUGUGUGUGUGUGUGUGCGUGUGUGUGUGUGUGUGUGUGUGUGUGUUGGAUGAAUGCCACAGGUACUUUCUCUCCCCAGGUGGAGGAAAUGUCUAAACUUUUUAAACUCUGAAAAGGAAAACAAUUUCCCUCUCUUGGAAUUGCCAUGUUCUCUCAUCCACACUCGGUAGUGACUCUCUCAGGUAUUUAUCCUGAGGCAAGCACACAGAGCAAACUAUAUAUGUUUAAACAUAUUUCAAACAUUGGCCAGAACAGCCCCAUAGCCUUUGUCAAUACUUUCUCAAGAGACCAGCAAAUUAACGUUGCUCUCUGCAUGUGAUUUCUCCUUUAAGAAUUAGGCUAUAGGGCCGCUGCCACAUUAACAUUGUUUGGGAUUACUGCAAACAGCAUCUUCUUUGGAAUUUUGGAUUUCACAGCAAGACUGUUUUUAGACUCUCAGGUGAGGUCAUGUGGUCAAAUAGGUGUAUAGAGUAGCAUAGCAUAUGUCUCUGUGCUGCCAUAGUGAAUGGACUGGGGAGAACAGGAGCUAUUCUGCAAAAUACAAAAGGCAAAUAAAUAUAUUUUACAGGGUGAUCAACUGUGAAGGGUCUUGUGACAUGUAGCCGGCCUGUAAAGUUACAUUUUAAUGUUGUAUGUGAUGAAAAGGUUGACUCUGGGUUAUAGAUGUCUCCACCUUUGGCCUACAGUACAGAAUAACAAAGAUGUUGUUUUCCUAUUGAAUGUACAUUUCCUAAACUCCCACAUUGUGUCUAACUGGUGGCCAGCCUUCUUCUUCUUCUUCUUCUUCUUCUUCUGUGUAUUUUAUAUGGCGGUUGCAACCAACUUUAAGGUGCAUCACUGCCACCAACUGGUGGACUGGAGUGUGGACCAGAGACAGGGAAGGUCUAAAUCCUACCCAAUAUUCUCGUCUCCCUAAGGAAACGAAAUACAAAAUUAAAUGCUACAUCCCCUGAAGAUUUCCCCAGCAGUUCACUCAAUUUUGGCUAGCACCAGCCUCUGUAGGCUAUUCGUGCUUGUAUUAGGCCUAGUGACUGCUGACUGCUGCGACACAACUCGUGUUUGUUGCGUUAUCCAGCCUCCGCAGUGCCACAGAAUCUGGACGCCAUCUGGUGGCGAAUCAUAUCCAAAGAUAAAGUUGUUUUGUUUGUUAUAAAUCAGAAUAAACUGACAUUUUUUCAUGUGGGGAUUGAUUUAGAUGAACUUGUGUGUGGAACAUUUUAAGACUAUGAAUAAAUCACGAGUUAACCUUUAUAAGAGGUGCUGGAGUAGCCUCUGCGAUACCAGGAAGUGGAGCCAGUUAGUUUCUGUAGGAAAAAACUAUUAUUCCCAUGAUGCAGUUCAUGUUCCAGUGACAUCCCAUGCUGCGGUUGUUUUUGUUCUGACGAUGCUGUCAACCAUCACCGGAUAAAUAACGGUCUGAAGGCGGAAUAGCGGCAGUAGACUUCAAUUAAAGGUGUUGUCGUUGCUAGUAAGGACUAUCAUCAGGCUGAACGUUUCACGGUUCGCGUGUUUUUCCGACAUGUUGUCUUCGGUUCCGCAGCGGAUCUUCAUGCGAAGGUCGCGCAGCCUUUCCCCAUGCCGUGUGCUCCAGACAAGCACCAAGAACGCCGCGAGGAACCACAUCAUCCUCGAGAAAGCGGACGCCAACCGGAACCCCAUCGUUUCUUCCUCCCGUGUCUCCCGUAGAGGAAUUCUGAGCGAGGAGGCGAAAGCCCCGAGUGUGAGCCCGGCCGUGCAGUAUCACCAUCUGGCCCCCAGGUGGCUCUCUAACCUCCAGGGUCGCAGGAGCUCCUGGGCCUCUCUGGCUUCCAGGGGACGCAACAACAACCAGUACUGGGAGCAGAGCGGGGGGAGGACCGGGGGAGAGAGCGGGAGCAGCCGCCCGUACGCACUGGCCUCUGCUGGGGUACUGUCCGCUGCAGCCGUGGCCUUCUGUCUCAAGAAAGACUCUGAUACGAAAGGUGAGCCAACGUGUGUGUGUGCGUGUGUGUGUGUGCGUGCGCACUCUAUCUGCUAAAGAUACUAAAAGGAUGUGAGUUUUCCCUCCAGGUGAUGCACUUCUGGAGGCUGCAAGGACCAACAACUCUCAAGAUGUGGCAAGGUACAUUAUAAGCAAACACACACACACACACACACAAUCACACACACACUCUCCUGAGUUCCACACAAUACACAUACUGACUGUCUGUACAGGGGAAAUCCUUUUACAUUUAGACAAAAGGCUUCUAUGUGACAGAGAAGUCCAGAGCCUCUGAUUGCCUUGCUGUUGUGUUCUCUCUGUAACACUAAGUACCCAGUAGAAAUACACACAUGUUGGGCAGGCACCAAACAUUACAAGUUAUGAUUAGUGUAAUUACUGCUAGUCUCCUGUAAUAGAUUCAAUCACACAUUUUAAUUGUUUACUUACUUCUCUACACUACUAUACUGCUGUAGGAAAUGAAAAAAAUGAAUUACUCCACCAAAGUCUGUGAGGUCCAAAUCAUAUGGAGUCUCAUCAUAUACAGACAGUAGUUCUGGAAGUGUCCACUUAUACAACAGCACAUGAUUGUAUUCCCAGUUCUCCCCACGAGAGGGAGAUAGAUGUCCAUGUCUGUUUAGUUUAGUUUAUUAGUUUCCCUACAUUUGUAUUUAAUAAAAUACGUUUUAUAUUGGAAAGACACCAAGAGACAACAAAAAUACUAUUUACACACAAUUUAUACAUAUUCAUAUUCUUAUAUAUGGUUCAAUUAGAUAUUUAGAAAGAGGCGCUGUGAUACAAUAUGUUUUUUAAAUUGCUUUUUGCCUGAGUUACAUCUGUUGGCACAGCAUUCCACGAUGAGAUGGCUCUAUACAUAACUGAGCGAUGAGAUGGCUCUACACAUAACUGAGCGAUGAGAUGGCUCUACACAUAACUGAGCGGCGAGAUGGCUCUACACAUAACUGAGCGACGAGAUGGCUCUACACAUAACUGAGCGACGAGAUGGCUCUACACAUAACUGAGCGACGAGAUGGCUCUACACAUAACUGAGCGACGAGAUGGCUCUACACAUAACUGAGCGACGAGAUGGCUCUACACAUAACUGAGCGACGAGAUGGCUCUACACAUAACUGAGCGACGAGAUGGCUCUACACAUAACUGAGCGACGAGAUGGCUCUACACAUAACUGAGCGACGAGAUGGCUCUAUACAUAACUGAGCGAUGCAUUAAAUCUGUUUUUGGUUUGGGUACAGUGAAGAAACCCAUAGGGGUGUGUCUGGUGGGGUAUGUAUGUCUGUAUGUCUGUUUGAAGUGUAUGCAAAUAUAUUCUACAAGUGGUUAGGCAUUUUCAACACACAAAUGUUUCUUAAUUAAAAAGACUAGAAGAGAAGUAGUCAAUUUCUCUUCAUCCCUCAACCAUGAAAGAUUAUCAUGCGUGUUGUUGAUGUUAGUUCUAUGUGUGCAGCUAAGGGCAAGGCGUGCUGCUUUUUUUUUUGAGCCAGCUGCAGCUUUGCUAGGUCUUUCUUUGCUGCACCUGACCAUUUUACGGGACGGUAAUCAAGACGGGACAAGAUCAGAGCCUGAACAACUAGCACAGUAUUUUUAUAACAGACACACACCUCCCCGUCUUCACAACAACUUUGUCAAUAUGACUUGACCAUGAUAACUGACCAUCGCAAUGUUACUCCUGGGAGUUCAACUUGUUCAAUGGUCACAGCCUUUAUGCACAACUCCAGUUGAGGUUUAGGUCUAAGAGAAUGCUUUGAACCGAAUGCAAUGCUUUUGGUUGUAUUUAAGACCAGUUUAUUGUUAAUGACCCAUUCUGACACUGACUGGAACUCCUUGCUAAGAGUCUCAGUGAGCUCACUGUCUGUAGGUGCUGAUGUUUAGAGUGUGCAGUCAUCAGCAUACAUAGUCAUUUUAGCUGCUUGUAAGACCAGUGGCAAAUCAUUAGUAAAAACAGAGAAGAGUAAUGGCCCAAGGCAACUGGCCCUGAGGGGACACCACACUGACAUAAAUGAUGUUAGAGAAGCUCCAUUGUAAGAAACACUCUCUGGGUUCUAUUGGAUAAGAAACUCUCCAACAUGUGAUGGCAAGGUGAUGGAAGCCAUAAAAAGUGAGUUUUCAAUAACCAAAAUUAUGUCAGUAAAUCAAAGGCUGCACUGAAUUAACAAAAAGCUCAACUAUUAAUUCUUAGACAAGUAUUUUAGCAAGUCAUCAGUAAUCUGAGCAAUGAAGUACAAGCCCCCAUUUAUGCAUGCAGAUAAGUCGUACGUUUAUCCAUGUAUUUUAGCCAGUCAUCAGUCAUCUGAGUCAAUGCAGUACAGCCCUCCCCUUUUAUGCAUGCAGAAAGUCAGUAGUUAACUUGUUCUUUUUUUUUUUUUUUUUUUUUUCCGGGGGGAAUGGAUCAGCUUAAUAUUGCAGAUAGAUUGUAUCUUCUAUCAAUGUAAUUGUCUGCAUCACUUCCAAUCCCCCAUGUUUUUUUUAUAUUUUUUAUAUAUAUAUUCCCCUUUAUUACUUUUCAAACCCCACCAUCCUUUCCCUACUUGGAGUAAAUUAGUGAACAACAAUGCCCAGGCCUCUACUUCCGGUCUAUACUUACUAUCUACACCUUAUGGACAGAGUUAAUUUUACAAUAAUUCUAUUAUAUAUAUAUAUUAUUAUUAUUUAUUUUUAUUUUUAUAUAUAUAUUUUUUUUUUUGCUCCUGAACUUCUUCUACUCUCAACCUCUCCGAUCAUUUUCAUGAUGUCCAUCCGGUUUGCUUCUAAAUGCCAUAUCUUUCUAACUGUGCUCUUUCCCAAAAGCUCCCAACAUACAACCUAUAUACUUAUUAUGGACACAGUAUGCUUACAUUAUUAGCUAUCUUUGUUAUUAUUUGUUGUUAUUUGUUAUUAGUCCCAUCCUUCAACUCUAUUCAAUACCUCCCAUCUAUCUCUUAACACCAUCCAUAUAGGAUUUCUAUUUGCCAUAUAUAUUUCAACCGUACUGUGAUGUUUUACAAAAGUUCUGAACCUUUCUAUUCUCAUUGCUUCUACAGAUUGUGAAUUAAAAAUAAACAUUUUUGCUAAAAGUAUUAUUAUAUUAUUGAUUGAUUGACUAUGACUUUUCAGAUCACCCAGUAAUGCUAUCUGCAAGGUUAGUUCCAGGUAAAUAUUGCAAUCCUUUAGCCAUUCCUGGACCUGUGUCCAAAAACAAGCUACAAAUGGACAGAACCAAAACAAAUGAUCUAAUGAUUCUGUCUCUUCACAGCAAAAUCUGCAGAGCUGGGAAGAUUGUAUCCCCCAUAUAAAUAACAUUCUAUUGGUAGCAAGAAUUUUAUAUAAUAAUUUAAAUUGAAAGAUUCUAAUUUUUGAAUCCGGUGUCGUUUUGCGUGUCAGUUCAUAAACACUAUGCCAUGGGAUCGGUACGUCAAAGAUCUCUUCCCAACUAUUUUGCAAUCUAUAUGGGACGGCUGUCAAUCCUUUGGUCCUUAAGUGAAACUGAUAUACUUUUUUAUUUAUCACAGUUUUCCUUAACCAAUUAUGUUCUUUAAUGCAAGGCCGACAGACAAGUUCCUUACUUUCUCCCCCUUCAACUUUCCUCUUCCACUUUUGCGGUAAGGCUGCAAUUAUUUGGUUGUAAUUUUGGGUAGAGCAGACAUUUCCAUAUGUUUUUGUUAGCUGCAUGUGCGACAUAACUCCACCAGUCCUACCGAUGAUAUCAUUUACGAAGAUUAUACCUUUUUUAAACAUUCUGUCAAAAAAUAAAGGUUUUUUGUCAAUUAGUAUAUUUGAAUUUAACCACAAUAUUUGUUGCAUUAUUUGUUCUGUCGUUUCUGGAGGAUUAAAUUGAAAUUGCAACCAACUUUCUAUGGCUUGUUUUAGAAAUAGUGACAUUUGGGAGAUUAUUUCCUUUUCAAAUAACUGAAAGUGAGAGGUUGUAAUCUGAAUAAAGGGAAAAAGGCCUUUCUUGAACAGUUAACUUGUUCUUUGAAAAAUAGCAUAUUUAUUCAAACACAAUUUUCUCCAUUUUACUAAGAACAGGCAGGAAACUGAUUGGUUGGCUGUUAGAGCCAGCAAAGGGUGCUUUACUAUUUUUAGGUCAUGGAAUUACUUUAGCUUCCUUCCACGCCUGUGGACACACUCCUUUAGGCUUUGGUUAAAUACAUGGCAAAUAUGGGUAGCAAUACAGUCUGCUACCAUUCUCAAUAGUUUUCCAUCUAGGUUGUCUAUACCUGGUGGCUUAUCAUUAUUGAUGGAUAACAAUCAUUUUUCUACCUUUUCCACGCAAACUUCACCAAAUUCAAAACGGCAAUCCUUCUUUCAUUAUUAGAUCUUCAAUACACAAAUAUGAUGGUUCACUGUUCAAUGUUGUAAUUUCACUUCUGUUUGUCCACUUUACCAGUGAAAUAGUAAUUGAAAUGAUUGGCUAUAUCAAAAGGUUUUGUUAUAAAUGACCCGUCAACUUCAAUGAACGAUGGAGAUUAAUUGGGUUUUCUGCCCGUAAUAUAAUUGAAGGUGCUCCAAAGUAUUUUUCCAUCGUAAAAAAAAAAAAAAAAGUCAUUUAUCUUGUUUUGGUGAUAUCAUUUCUUCAUUUUUUUGUUAACUUUAGUCACAAAGUUGUUGUGUGGCAGGCAGCAGGUGAGAGGUAAAGGGCAGUCAGACCGCAUCACAGAGAUCUAGGCCUACUCACAGACACAACCCUCUUUCGUGCGCACUCGCUUUCAAUCUCUCUCUCUCUCUCAUUUUAUUCUCUCUGUCUCUCUCUCUCUCUCUCUCUCUCUCCAAUUUGUGUCUCAGGACAGGCUCAGGAUAAGCUGAAAGUCAAACAACCCCCCCCCCCCCCCCUCCCCUCUAGCGCUCCCCAACCCAGUCACCCAGAACCAUGGGCAGGAGGGCCUGGGGGGGGGGGCACAGUAUGGUAGCAGAAUACAGGAGGAGGGCAUCUCCAUCUGUCCUAGUGAUAAAGUGUGUGAAACAAUGGUAAUAUCAUUUUUGGGUAGAAAUGUGAAAAGGGCACCUGCCAUGUUAUUGUAGCAGCAGUAUCUUGUCUGGACCCUUAUCUUACGCGCGUAAGUGUGUGUAGGUUUAAUCAUGUGUGUCACUCUGUGCUACAGGGGUGUGGCAGAUGGUGUAGGCUAGGUGACACUGCACAGAUGUGUUAAGUGUUUUAGUUAGAGAGCAGCGGUAUAUGGGAUAGUGUGUGUGGGGGGGGCAGGUUAGAGUGAGGCACGGUGUGUUUACAGUCAACACAGACACCGUCCCCCCCCCCCCCCCCCGACACACACACUAACACACCCCUCCCUCUCAGAUAACACAGCCCGAUGUCGUCCCCCCAGGCACAGAACUCAACCUACACACACACACACACACAUCUUACAUUGGUCCUGUCGGAGUCUGUUGGUAUGAGGGCUGAAGUUAAAGCAGAUAGUAACCCUAGCAAUAGAACAGCUGUCUUAACCUCUUCUUGUCCUGUUUCCUGUCAGGUUGCUGGGCGAGGGGGUGGAGCCUAACCACCGGCACCGUCUGGGCUGGACCUCUCUCAUGGUGGCAGCUAUGAACCGCCAGCACAGGUCAGAGAGACAGCAGUGUGUGUUUGUCAGGCUCUUCCUGUGUUAA